Molecule: messenger RNA, 1779 nt
Organism: Penicillium verhagenii
Lineage: Eukaryota; Fungi; Ascomycota; Eurotiomycetes; Eurotiales; Aspergillaceae
Exons: 4
Coding region: 1-1779 (592 amino acids)
Source: RefSeq, a predicted model, not a curated record
AUGCCUGCCCAGGACAAUGAUCCAUCGGCUUGGGAAUCUCGCUUCGACCGAAAACCCGUUUCCGCGAAUCCCGUGAUCGCAAACCUCGAUAUCGAAUACAGUGAAUUGGCUCAGUCAUGGAAGGCUUUUAUUCGUCAUGUACCGGCCGAGAAUCGUGUGGUAUGGGAGGAGCGGCCACAGACCGUCACCGAUGUUCAGGCUCUGGUGCGCAACUUACACACCGUAUGGGCAUCCCGCCCCCGCCAACGGGUUGCCGGCCUCUGUGAACGAUUCAUCCCGACCGUCGAGACCCAUGCUCAUAUCCUCGCCGUCCUACCCGAUGGCGUUUUGUAUUAUACCCCGCUGCUGUAUGGGGUUCUUCAGUCGGUGAUCAAGGCAUCUUCAAAUUACCCAAGAGUCCUUGAGGGGCUCCUCACUGCGUUAAAUAAUAUUACGAGUGCCAUCCGGCCCCCGGCGGACCUCAAUCCCUCCCACAGGGAACCCGUGGCCGAAAUAUAUACACUGAUCUUCUUAUUCCUGAAUGAAUUUAUGGAUUGGUAUGUGCGCCGGUCCACGUGCCACCUGUUGAGAAGCCACAGCCAGGAUGCCUAUGCCCACUUCCACCCUUUGGUCAUUUGCAUCCAACGCCAGGCUCAAGACCUCUCGGGACCUACGGAUGUGAUGGAUAUCGAUGAUGGUUGGGACUCCGCCUAUAGUCCGCGCUCUCUGUGGGAAGAGUCUCAGCUCAGCCAGGUCGGACGGGAAGGAAAACGCCGACGACACGCCGCGCAAAAUACCAUGACCCGACGCCUGAUAUGGGAUAUCCAACAGGAUGCAGAGAAGCGCGACCGAUUAAGAGAGACAAGGGAUCAGCUAUUAAGGCAGAUGCUACAGAAUACAACUGAACAACUGGUUCCUACGAAAGAACAGAGCAAGCGUAUUGUGUGCUUGACUACUGCUGCACCGGAUCUUGUGGUACCUCUAGUGGAAUGGUCUCGGGGCUCCAAGCGCCGGUUAGCCCGUCUGGAGUUGCAAAGUGAAUCCAAGCAUCUCCAGCCCUUCUUUGAUUGCGAGGAUCAGAUUCCACACUUCGACCCAGACGCCAAGGUUGUGACCGAAGCCAGCACCAUCACCUCUCUCCAGAAAUGGGUCACAAGCCCCCGCUCCCAGGCUUUAACUGUGGCCGGAACCCAAUCUACGGAAACGUUAAGCCCGGUAUCCCUGAUCGCCGCAUCGUAUGCCUUUUUUGCUCGGGAGGCCGACCUUCCGACUCUGUCACACUUUUGCAAGCUCUCCCCCAAAGAGGUCUCCGGUCAAACCCCGCACCAGCAGGGACUCAUCGCUUUGACCUAUAGUCUGAUCCGACAAAUGAUUGAUAAUUUACCGACGGUGGUUGACAGUGACUCAUUACUGGAUCUCACCGCAGAGCGCUUUCGUCCCAUUGACGGCACCUUGGCCAGUUGGACAGCGGCAUUAUCUCUCGUUGAUACUCUUCUCCAUUUCGCACCACCAUUAUUAGUCUGCAUCAUCGAUGGCAUCGAUACGAUCCAUGAUGAAUCAACGGAUGUUGCCUUGCGAGAAUUGAUCCGAGUGCUACUCACACACACCCGUCAUCAACCGCCUAGUGGAGACAUCCCUGGUCCGACCUUUUUGUUUAAGGUUCUCUUUACCGUCGCCGGGCGUCCUAGUGCAUUGGUUGAGACCAUGUCCGAAAACGAACUCGUUGUGAGCGAGCCCACCCAGUCAGACGAGUCAACAAUUCUGACCCCUGGCCUCGGUGCAGUCACGAUGAAUGCAUAA